ACAAGUAUACUGUAUACGUGUUGCUCUGUAUAUAUAAACAACCCUCCCUCUUAAUUUCUUUCGCCAAACUUUCCAGCUUUUGCAAUUCUGAAUUCUACAAUCAAACAAAGUGUAUCCAUGAAAAGAAAAAAUGGUUCAAUUUCCCCUACAAGGGUUAGCCAAAGAUGCAAUAAAGCAAAAGGGAAAGUUGAUGAAGAGGAAGAAAGCCAUGAACUUUGCCCUUACUUUGCUAAUAUACCAUCUCACCUCACUGUUCAAAUUUUGCUUCAACUUCCGAUUAAGUCUCUUCUCAUUUGUAAAUGUGUCUGCAAAAUCUGGAAAACACUAAUUUCAGAACCACAUUUUGCUAAAUUGCACUUUGAGAAAACAUCUGUUAGUUUCAUGAUUCGGACAAAAGACCAUAGACGAGUGUCAAGAACCUUAUACCUUCUUGAGUGCGACCCUGAAAAGUUUGAGAUUGGAAGUGACAAUCGUGUGAAGCUUCAGCCUAUUUUCAAGCUUCCUCUUCGUGCUAGUAGAUUUUUUUUGGAUAAAAACGGCGAGAGCAGUAAUAGGGGUAGACAAAGCCUUUAUACUCCUAGUAAACAAGAACUUGAUAAUAAGUUUAAUAUUGUGAAUUCUUGCAAUGGCUUGCUUUGUUUGUCUGACUUGUUUACUGGAAACCCUUUAGUGGUUUGCAACCCAGUCACUGGAGAGUUCAUAAGACUUCCUAAAGCUACUACAACUCCUUUUAGGUUAAACGCAACUGAAAGAAGAAUGCUACAACGACAAUCUGCUCUUGGUUUUCUUGCUAAAACUAAUGAAUAUAAGGUGAUAAAAAUGUUGAUUAUAUAUGGUUUUCGUUUCAAUGACUGUAAGAGUGUGAUCGUUGAGAUAAACACGCUUGGAACAUCAUUAUGGAGAAAUGUUGAAGUGGAUUCUCAAGUUUCUAUUCCGUGGCUUAAGUAUCCCACUUGUGUGAAUGGUGCACUUCAUUGGAUUGGAUUUGAGGGCGGAUUUGAGGGUCGGCAAAUGUCUAUAUUGUGUUUCUGUCUAGAAAGUGAGAGAUUUCAAUCAUUUCUUUCUCCUCCACAUGUAUUAGGAUAUCAUAACAAUAGAACUGGUAACACCAAUCUUACUAUGGGAGAAUUAAAGGGAUUUCUUUACAUUUGUGACUCGACCUUUUUCUCUGAUGUUACAAUGUGGGUCAUGAAUGAAUAUGGCAAUGGAGAAUCCUGGACUAAGCUGUACAGCAUUGAUACAUUAGUCAGUUCUUUGGGCCACCCCGAUGUGUCACGUUAUGGUUUAUGUUUGCCGGUAAAACACUUUGAAGAAGGUGCUGCUGUAUUGUUAUAUCAUUCCUGCAAUUGUUUUAUUUACUAUGAACCUGAUAAAUAUGGAUUCAAAGUUUUUCAAAUUCAUGGGUCUCGUUCAGAUUUUUUUGAAAUAAUUCCACAUAUUGCAAGUCUAAUCCCAUUGAAGGAUGUCGUGAAAGGAGACGACAUUGAGGUGCUGAACUUCCACUCAAGGUGUGCAAAGUUUAAAUUGCGUGAAGAAAAUGAAGCUCUUUCGUUGUCUCAACCGAAUGAUGAAGACUUAGAAAGUAUAGGUCGUUCUUCAUCAUUUCAUUUUGAUAUCAUAAAUAUAUCUUCCUCCUCAUCCUCAUCUGAUGGUGUUGGUCAUGAAUCUGGUGAAGAGCAUUCUUCCUAAGAAGAGUACAAUAUUGCUACCAGGUUUCAUUUCAUAAGAGAACAAGUGACAAAUGGAAUGAUUGAGGUACAAUAUUGUCCAACUUGUUAAGAAAGUGGUUAAUUCAUCUUGAAAUUUGUUUUUUUAGGUGUUGUUAGAGUUAGUUACAACCAACUUGUUAGUUAAAGUUUGUUAGUAACUAACUAAGUAGUUAGGGAAUUAGUUUAGG
Molecule: messenger RNA, 1897 nt
Organism: Trifolium pratense (red clover)
Lineage: Eukaryota; Viridiplantae; Streptophyta; Magnoliopsida; Fabales; Fabaceae
Product: F-box/kelch-repeat protein At3g06240-like
Exons: 4
Coding region: 118-1689 (523 amino acids)
Molecular function (GO): protein binding
Source: RefSeq, a predicted model, not a curated record